Molecule: messenger RNA, 4413 nt
Organism: Megalobrama amblycephala (Wuchang bream)
Lineage: Eukaryota; Metazoa; Chordata; Actinopteri; Cypriniformes; Xenocyprididae
Product: glucocorticoid receptor-like
Exons: 11
Coding region: 1060-3372 (770 amino acids)
Biological process (GO): regulation of DNA-templated transcription; nuclear receptor-mediated glucocorticoid signaling pathway
Cellular component (GO): nucleus
Molecular function (GO): DNA-binding transcription factor activity; nuclear glucocorticoid receptor activity; zinc ion binding
Source: RefSeq, a predicted model, not a curated record
CUUUCUCUUUACUCAACAGUCUAAAGUCUCACCUUUUACAUUUAUCUUUAUUGAGCAGAUGUGGACUAACAAGCGGACAUGAUGCAAUACUGGACAGCUGUUACUCGUUUUAUCCUAAGAUAGAGACGGAAUAACCAAAGGCUAUUCUUUCUCGAUUCGCAUUAAUUCCGCGAAUGUGCCCUUUGCCCCUUUAUUUAGCCAACGGACUUAACUGCGCCAUCCUGAAAUCUUUUCUCGUACACUCUUCAGGUCUUGUAUAUGUCUGAGAUAACAGAGUUCGUUGUGAGGCGCGUGCAAAAGUUGCGUUAUGAUGUAUGAAAGUUGCAGCGCUCGCGACUGCUAAUGUGCAUUAGCUAGCGCGCUCGAGGUCGCAAACGAGUCCGUCUAAUCAAACUCUGAAGUACAAACCGCUUGUGGACAGUCUGUAUACCGUGUCGUCGGUUUAAAAUGACAUAGAGCGAAUGACAUAAGCAGUGCAGGCUACACACGGAGUGACCGUUUCUGUUUCGACCGCAUCCAAAUGAAGCGGCGGUGUUUGUGUGUUCGGUGACACUUUUGACAUUAGCAUCAGUGUCAGCUCGUUUGUCGAUUCGGAUUAAGCUUUCAUUGUGAUUUGUAUUCGCAUGGCUCGAGGGUAACUUGUACUGGAGUUUGUUUUUCCUUUUUUUUUCGUUGUUGUUGGAGGGGCGUUUACCGUGUUGAAGCUAGCAGAAGCUUUUUGACGGGUAGAUCACGGGCUGUCGGGAGUUUGACAAGCAGCUUAUGUAAUGCUGGCGAUUCCCCGCUCGACCUCAAAAGACGAAUAACAACGAGUAUUCAGAGCGCGGCUAAGUUUAUUUCGUGACACGACUUGUAUGCGUCGUCAUUACGGCGCAUUUUGUUGCGUUUGCGACUCGCUGCUGUUGAAACACUGUCGAAGCUGCAGCGCGUCUUGUCAAAUCUAUUUACCAUGCGGGAAGUUAAACGAGAAACUAUUGUGAACACCAUCUAAACGCAUGAACAGCUUUGGACUUGUGUAGAAAUGCAUUUUUCGUCUUAAAUCUUGUAAAGGACUGAGAUAUGGACCGUGGACUAAAACGCAGCAGUAACAAUGCUGAGAAUUUAACUUUUGGGGAAUGUAUCGAGAGAGGCCUCAUACCGGAAAUUGGUGUCAGUGUGCCCACUUUAAAUACAUCAAAAGAUUUCUCAAACGGACUGAGCGGUAGUGACGCUCAAAGAGGUCUGUCUAUGGUGGAUCCAUCCUUAAUGGGAAGUAACAUACAAGAACCAGAUGUUAAAGUAUUUAAACACUUCAGAAUGCAGCAGGAGCACCAGCAAAAGGGAAAAGAGCCCCUUAGUCUCAACAUUGGGGAGAACUUUUCACUCUUGGACGAGAGCAUUGCAGACUUAAAUCGUGGUUCUGGCAUCCAGUCGCAGGACACUUUUACAAUGAAAAUGGAAGAACUGUCCCCCAUGGAGAAAGAUAGGCUGGACUUUCCACCCUAUGGCCAGCUGGAGAAGGAAAUGGAUGGCCACGAGAGGGUUAUUGGAGACAACACCAUGGACAUCCUAAAGGAUCUGGACUUACCCGACUCACUCACUGACCUGAAUGAGAUCUACGUUGCCGACGAGGCUGCCUUUCUCUCCUCGCUGGCAGUGGAUGAUGCCCUGCUGGGAGAAGGCAACUUGCUGAAGGAUACCAGCCCUGUUGUCACUGGCAACAGUGCAGCCUGCACAAAUGUGAACGGCACGAGGAAACGGCAGCAGAUGGUGGAAGCCAGUGUCAACAUGCCGGUCAUAAAGACGGAGAAAGAGACAGACUUUAUCCAGCUGUGUACACCGGGUGUCAUCAAACAGGAAAGUGAGAGGCGGAGCUACUGUCAGAUGUCAGGGAUGGGUGGGUCUCACGGUGGGCCCACCACGUUGGGCGAUAUGGGUGGCCAGGGAUACCACUAUGGAGCGAACACCGCCUCAGCUGUGAAUUUACCAGAUCAGAAACCUCCGUUCGGCCUGUUUCCUCCCCUACCCACCAUGAGUGACGGCUGGGGUAGAGGAAAUGGAUAUGGAGAUUCAUCUGGGAUGCAGAGAGCCAAUGAGACAGUACUUCCGUCCACCUAUCCAUACAGCAGAUUCGAUGCUCACGCUGGUUGCCAGAUUGAGGACACGCAACAGGAACGAGAGCAAUUGACAAUGGAAGGCGAGGAGAUUUACACACUCUCUUUGGCCAGGCCUGAACUGAGCAGUUCCAGUUCAUCCGGAUCGGUCAAGCCCAGCGGAAACGGCCAUAAGAUCUGCCUGGUGUGCUCAGACGAGGCCUCUGGAUGUCAUUAUGGUGUGCUCACCUGUGGCAGCUGCAAGGUUUUCUUCAAAAGAGCCGUAGAGGGAUGGAGAGCACGGCAAAACACAGAUGGGCAGCACAACUAUCUCUGCGCCGGAAGAAAUGAUUGCAUCAUCGACAAGAUAAGGAGGAAAAACUGCCCGGCAUGCCGCUUCCGCAAGUGUCUUCAGGCCGGCAUGAAUCUGGAAGCUCGAAAAAACAAGAAACUAAUGCGGUUACGGGGUCAUUCGUCCUCAAGUGAGCAGGCGCCCGCUCUGCCUGAUGAGCGCAUGUGCUCGCUGGUGCCCAAGGCCAUGCCCCAGCUGGUGCCCACCAUGCUGUCCCUGCUCAAAGCCAUUGAGCCAGAGAUCAUUUACUCGGGCUACGACAGCACCAUCCCGGACACGUCCACCCGCCUCAUGACGACGCUUAACCGCCUAGGCGGCCGCCAAGUCGUCUCCGCAGUCAAGUGGGCCAAAGCCCUUCCUGGCUUCAGAAACCUGCACUUGGAUGACCAGAUGACGCUGUUGCAGUGCUCCUGGCUCUUCCUCAUGUCAUUCAGCUUGGGCUGGAGAUCCUACCAGCAGUGUGAUGGAGGCAUGCUGUGUUUCGCUCCAGACCUCGUCAUCAAUGAAGAGAGGAUGAAACUGCCCUACAUGAAUGACCAGUGUAACCAGAUGCUGAAGAUUGCCAGUGAGCUGGUCAGGCUGCAGGUGUCCUAUGACGAGUAUCUCUGCAUGAAAGUGCUCCUCCUCCUCAGCACAGUACCAAAGGAUGGCCUUAAAAGCCAAGCUGUGUUUGAUGAAAUCCGCAUGUCGUACAUCAAGGAGCUGGGAAAAGCCAUUGUUAAACGAGAGGAGAACUCCAGCCAGAACUGGCAGAGGUUCUACCAGCUCACUAAGCUUUUGGACUCCAUGCAGGAGAUGGUGGAGGGACUUCUCAGCUUCUGUUUCUACACGUUUGUGAAUAAAUCUCUGAGCGUGGAUUUUCCUGAGAUGUUGGCAGAGAUCAUCAGCCAUCAGCUACCAAAAUUUAAAGACGGGAGUGUCAAGCCUCUCCUGUUCCAUCAGAAAUGACUGCCUUAGAUCAUAACAAUGCCUUAACACCACCCUUCCCUUACCAGCGCUAGUCCAACCUGCCCGCUUGCCCCCAAACAUCCUGAACGAAUCGAGGGAUACAAUCGCUUCUGCUCGAUUCUCAGAGGAAAGAGGUGAAGUUCGCUCUUCGCAAAUGUUUGUGGAGCAGGACAAAGCAGAGUCAUGUACUUGGAGCAGACGAAAUAUGACUUUUAGAAAGACAUAUUUUGAGUGAUAUUUUCUCUUUUUUUGCAUGUACACUGCUGAAAUGUUUACAAAGGUAUAUCAAAAAAGGGAAAUGUGCCUUUUUUGCGCUUUGCGAAUCAAUUUCAGACAUUUCUCAGGCUAACGCAAUGACUUGGCAUACGCAAUUUAUGUCGGCGACUCACGUCUGUUUCUGCUCUUGUCUAAACCUGCCGCGGCGGUUCUCUGUAGGUGGCAGCUCAGCGGUCCCCUGAGGUGCUCAACAUUUUGAAGCAGCCCAUGAAACCUGAGACCCCGUGGAAAUGCCGUGUGAUAAUUCGGCUCAAAUCAAGAUCUGUUCCGUGACUGGCAGCAAAUUCUAAGUUGUUUCUUUGUUUUUAAAAUAGCUCACCCAAAAAUGAAAAUUCUUCCAGCAUUUUACCCUCAUGUUGUUCCAAACUUGUAUGCCUUUCUUUAUUCCGUGGAACACGAAAUGGAAUUCUGAAUAAUUUCCUGGUUGCAGUUUUCAAUUAAGCUGCAGUGGCUGAAGCUUUCAAGCGUCAAAAAAAAUACACAAAAGAGAAAAAAAAAAAAAUCUAAACCUAAAGUGAAGUCUUUAUUCACUGAAAAUGUACAAGAUCAUGAGUUUUUGUCAGCUCUCAUUCUCUUCCAUUAUUUCGAAAAGAAAGUUUAUGUGUUCCACGAGAAAAAGCAAUUCAUACAGGAAUACACUGCAAAAACAUACAAAUAAAUAAAUAAAUAAAUAAUAAUGUUUUUCUUACUUAGUAUUUUUGUCUUGUUUCCUGUCCAAAUAUCGAAAAAUUCUUAAAAAAAAAAAAAAAAAAAAAUCUAAAUAAA